This is a messenger RNA of Prorocentrum cordatum, 423 nucleotides long. The record is from the annotation of a GenBank genome assembly. Lineage: Eukaryota; Dinophyceae; Prorocentrales; Prorocentraceae.
AUGGGGGAAAUCAGCACGCAUGUGAUUUCCAAAUUGGGGCAGCCGUCGGUCGCCGGCGCCACUGUUGAGGUCCGUUACAACGCAAGCUCGACUGCGUCGGUAUUUGACGUUGGUGGUUGGGAGUUGGUGGGAUCGUCGACGCUGUCCGAGAACGGAGGGAAUGACACGUUAGUGGAAGUUGGUAGUCUGCAAAUUGGAUUGUACGCUCUUACUUACGACUUCUCCAACAUAGAUGCUGCUGCGAGACGAAUAUACAGGAGAUUGGAUGACGAUACCUUCAGCCAGCUCCAUCCGACAGGAUUCUUUCUCGGCGUCAAGACCACAUUCGUCGUCAAAGUCGAGAACCCGUGCAGUGCCAAUCAUCUGGUAGUCACUGUUGGCGAGAAGGAGGUUACGGUCCGACCAGGAGUGCGGCAGCACUAG